Molecule: messenger RNA, 1273 nt
Organism: Puntigrus tetrazona (Sumatra barb)
Lineage: Eukaryota; Metazoa; Chordata; Actinopteri; Cypriniformes; Cyprinidae
Gene: mid1ip1l
Product: MID1 interacting protein 1, like
Exons: 2
Coding region: 161-637 (158 amino acids)
Biological process (GO): regulation of lipid biosynthetic process
Cellular component (GO): cytosol
Source: RefSeq, a predicted model, not a curated record
GUCAACGGUAUAAGUUUGUCGGCGCUCGUGUGAACGAACAGAAGGAAGGGAGCUUUCUUCUCGGUCGGGUGGCGUAAGGUCGUGGCUAUUUUGUCAAUCCUUUGUAGCGUUUCUUUGGGUCGUUCCAGUUCAUUGAACAGUUUCAUCCAGUUUUGCCGUGAUGCAGCUCAGCAGCGACACACAAUGCAACAAGCACUCGUUGCUCAAUGUCAUGAACCGGUUCAUAGCCGCUGCCAACAACAUGGACGAGACCAUCAUGGUGCCAAACUUGCUGCGGGACGUGCCUUUGGAGGACCAGGACAGCCAAGCCUCUGUUAGUCACAAUAACAACGAGCUUUCUUUCCCCAGUAAACAGAGGGACAUGUACGAGCACUACUUGCUGCUAAAGUCCAUCAAGAACGACAUGGAGUGGGGUCUGUUCAAGAGGGAGAUGGGCGGCAGCUUUCUAGAGAUGGCCGUGAAACACGAAGAGCCGCAGGUGAACGGUGGAGAUGCAGAGGAAGGCUCAGACCUGGAGGGCCAGUUCCACUACCACCUCCAUGGACUCUUUUCUGUUCUGUCCAAGCUCACUGUCCAAGCUGACCACCUCACGAGUCGUUACAAAAGGGAAAUCGGUGGAGGUAGUCUAUUGCGAUAGGAUCGAUUUGUUUUAGAGCUAAAAUGGACUAUUCUUGAACUGUUGGACUGGAAAGUUGAACGGGUGGCAGUGGACCUAAAGGGCUUCAGAUUCCCCUCUGCCAUCAAAAGGGUUUCUUGCCCAAGUUGGUUGUCCUGUGGCCUGUCUUGGUACUUGGUGCUUUCAGGACGUUUCCUCUAGAUACUAAAGGGCUGUGAGAGUAAUGGGGGGUUUUGUUUGGUUUUUUUUACACUGACCAUUUCAGCAGCGUACAUUUAUUCCUGUUAGACUUUAGUUUUGGGUUUCAUUUUAAGUCUGUAUGCCAGGUCAGAAAUCCCUUGACAUUGUCAUUUAAAGCUGUAGAAGAAUGUGGAUGCUGGUAAUUCAAUUCUUCCUAUUAGCCAGCCAAUGCCUUUUUUUUAACGAGGGGAUUUUUAUGUAUUAAUGCUGCUCUGUGCACUUGUCCAUGUUAAAUGGCGUGCCUUGUUUUCACUUCCCACUUGUGCUGUUCAAGUAUGUGUGCUUGUCAUGCAUUGUAUGUUUGAACGGGGCCCAUAUGUAUGCCACUUUCGUUUUGUUCUGGUUUGUCCUAAAAGAUUUCAAGUUUUAUAUUGUGUAAUAUAGUGACUUAUUAAAUAAAGCAUUAACUUAAACUGA